AUGGGUGUCGGUGUGAAGAGCGAAGAAGACGAAGGACCAAGCAAAGAGAGCGGAGCAGCGAACCCUUUGCGUGAUGGCUCAUUUCAGCAUUUGACAACAAAGGUGGAGGGACGAUCGCAACCGGACGGCCUCUCAGCUCCUCUUUCGGACAGCGACGACAUAACGUCACAUUCUUCUGAGUUUGAUACUGAGGAGGAGGAGGAUGACUUUGACCAAAAUGCUUCAAACCCCUUAGACAAGUCGUCAUUUAAAAGAGACUCAAAAGAAUGUACGGGUCCCGCAGCCGUAACUGUAGAAGAUCUUCACCCUGAGAAGCCCGACCCCAUCCACGUUAAACAGGAGGAGGAGUCCGACAUGCCGUGGAUCAAACGAGAGGCGGAGCCAGAGACCCCUGACAUUAAAGAAGAAAAACAGGAAGUUGAAAUCCUCAAGUUUCCAAUGGGUGUCGGUGUGAAGAGCGAAGAAGACAAAGGACCAAGCGAAGAGAGCGGAGCAGCGAACCCUUUGAGCGACGGCUCAUUUCAACACGUGACAACAAAAGGAGAGGGACGAUCGCAACCGGAUGGCCUCUCAGCUCCUCUUUCGGACAGCAACGACAUAAUGUCACAUUCUUCUGACUUUGACCAAAAUGCUUCAAACCCCUUAGACAAGUCAUCAUUUAAAAGAGACUCAAAAGAAUUUUGUGGUAAAAGAUACUUAAUGAAGGCAUAUUUAAAAAGUCACACAAGAACACACACUGGAGAGAAGCCUUUUGCCUGCACAAUUUGUGGUAAACAAUUCGCCUAUAAGGUAAGUUUAAACAUUCACACAAGCACACACACUGGAGAGAAGCCUUUUUCCUGCACAGUUUGUGGUAAAAGAUACUUAACGAAGGGAUAUUUAAAAAUUCACUCAAAAACACACACUGGAGAGGAGCUUUUUGCCUGCACACUUUGUGGUAAAAGAUUCACCAAGCAGGGAAAUUUAAACAGACACACAAAAACACACACUGGAGAGAAGCUUCAUCCCUGCACACUUUGUGAUAAAAAAUACUUCACGAAGGCAAAUUUAAACGUUCACACGAAAACACACACUGGAGAGAAGCCUUUUGCCUGCACAGUUUGUGGUAAAAGAUACAUCGAGAAGGGAGGUUUAAAAAGACACACAAGCACACACACUGGAGAGAAACCUUAUGCCUGCCCACUUUGUGAUAGAAAAUACUCCACGAAGGCAAAUUUAAUCAUUCACACAAGAACACACACUGGAGAGAAGCCUUUUGCCUGCACACUUUGUGGUAAAAGAUACAUCGAGAAGGGAGGUUUAAACAGACACACAAGGAUACACACUGGAGAGAAGCCUUAUGCCUGCCCACUUUGUGAUAGAAAAUACUCCACGAAGGCAAAUUUAAUCAUUCACACAAGAACACACACUGGAGAGAAGCCUUUUGCCUGCACACUUUGUGGUAAAAGAUUCACUCAGAAGGUACAAUUAGUAUCGCACACAAGAAACCACACUGGAGAGAAGCCUUUUUCCUGCACACUUUGUGGUAAAAGAUUCACCAAUAAGGGAGUUUUCAACAAGCACACAAGCAUACACACUGGAGAUAAGCCUUAUGCUUGCACACUUUGUGGUAAAAGAUUCACCAAUAAGGGAGUUUUAAACAAGCACACAAGCAUACACACUGGAGAGAAGCCUUUUUCCUGCACAGUUUGUGGUAAAAGAUACUUAACGAAGGCAUAUUUAAACAUUCACACAAGAACACACACUGGAGAGAAGCCUUUUGCCUGCACAAUUUGUGGUAAACAAUUCGCCUAUAAGCAAAGUUUAAACAUUCACACAAGCACACACACUGGAGAGAAGCCUUUUUCCUGCACAGUUUGUGGUAAAAGAUACAUCGAGAAGGGAGGUUUAAACAGACACGCAAGGAUACACACUGGAGAGAAGCCUUAUGCCUGCUCACUUUGUGAUAGAAAAUACUCCACGAAGGCAAAUUUAAUCAUUCACACAAGAACACACACUGGAGAGAAGCCUUUUGCCUGCACACUUUGUGGUAAAAGAUUCACUCAGAAGGUACAAUUAGUAUCGCACACAAGAAACCACACUGGAGAGAAGCCUUUUUCCUGCACACUUUGUGGUAAAAGAUUCACCAAUAAGGGAGUUUUAAACAAGCACACAAGCAUACACACUGGAGAUAAGCCUUAUGCUUGCACACUUUGUGAUAAAAAAUUCUCCUCGAAGGGAAAUUUAAACAUUCACACAAGAGUGGCAGCAAUGCGCCUGGCUGUAGAAGAACGAACAAAGCACAAAGUAGCCUUCAUUGGUUCUUUGUAG
This is a messenger RNA of Nerophis lumbriciformis (worm pipefish), 2310 nucleotides long. Lineage: Eukaryota; Metazoa; Chordata; Actinopteri; Syngnathiformes; Syngnathidae. The record is from RefSeq and is a predicted model, not a curated record.